AUUUCACACAAAUAACAUUCAAAAACAGGCUUUCACCACUUCAGCUCUUCACAGGGAUCAUAAGAACAGCUGACAUAUGUCUGGACCAAACGGAGAUCCUGAUGUUUCAGCUGAUGAUGGAAUCGUCGAGGAUGAAGAGGAAUUCAGUGAAGAAGAAUACACAGCCAUCGACUCCAUGCUGGACCGGAUCAACUCCUGUCUGGACCACAUCGAGGAGAGAAACCAGGCUCUGAACGGAAAACUGCACGAGCUGCUGGAGUCCAACAGAGAGGCUCGGAGAGAGUUCAGAGAACAGCAUCCUCCUGAUGAAGAGCCAGAGUCCACUGAAGACUAGAGGAACCAACACCAUUCACAUCUCGAAUAUGUACUUACGUCGACUGUCUAAACUGUGCUGUAUUAGAUUAAAGCCUCGAAUGGCUUAUUACUUUCAUAUGAGUUAUUAUAGUCAACUAUAAAUAUAAAAGCUUUAGGGAUGCAACACUACAGUUCAAUUCGUACCUCGGGUUUCUGAUAGCUUGUCACAUCUGUGUCUCAUGCAACAAAUUAACAACAAAAAACUCGAGAAAAAAUAAAUAAAUAAAU
This is a messenger RNA of Sinocyclocheilus rhinocerous, 582 nucleotides long. It is a transcript of the gene bbln, whose product is annotated as bublin coiled coil protein. Lineage: Eukaryota; Metazoa; Chordata; Actinopteri; Cypriniformes; Cyprinidae. The transcript is spliced from 3 exons. The record is from RefSeq and is a predicted model, not a curated record. Bases 77 to 334 code for a protein of 85 amino acids.